This is a messenger RNA of Plasmodium inui San Antonio 1, 1473 nucleotides long. RefSeq lists its product as hypothetical. The transcript has a single exon. The record is from RefSeq and is a predicted model, not a curated record. NCBI's taxonomy places the organism in Eukaryota, Apicomplexa, Aconoidasida, Haemosporida, Plasmodiidae. Bases 1 to 1473 code for a protein of 490 amino acids.
AUGCGGCAGACUCUAACGUGGAAGGGGAAGAGGGAGGAAGUCGGGUCAGCCCCCUGCGACGCAAGGAGUCAAGGGGAGAAGAGGUUUUGUUUCCAUCUAGCACCUGGCCCAAACGAGCAUAACAGGCCAGCUCUAGGAAUAGGAAGGUGGAUCCAGGAACUGGUGGGGGAGCACAAAAGUUAUAACCAACUAAGCAAGGGCUUUAGAGAAGGAAGCAUAAAGACGAAGAAUGGAAACCAGGAACUAACUUGGGAGGAUCUUUUGAAUAGUGUGAUAAAAGAGUGUCUCAAGGCAACCAAAGAUAAGAAAAAUGAUGGAACAGAAGAUAAGUAUCUGACGAGGGGAGAAAGAGGACUCUGGGCAGCAUAUAUAAACGGCCAACACGUGCAGUGUAAUAGCAGUAGCGACUGUCAACCACUGCUCUAUUUGAUUGGGUGCGUAAUAUACUGGCUCUGGGCAGAUCAAGGUCAGCUAAUAAACAACCAAGAAACGAUAUGGGCAGGAUGUAACAGAUUACGGAAGAGGCUAAUAGGAGAAGAAAUAGAGGGACGAUUCAGAUUGGAGAACAACUGGGCAGUGAUAAAGAAUUAUGGAGGCUCCUGUGGAGCGGACGAUAACUUCAAGAACUGUCAAUUAGAGGCCCUGAGUCUGGUAAUAGAUGUCUUUGGAGCCCUUAGGAGCUUAUGUCCCAGCUGUCCUUAUCAAGGAAUAAAUAAUUUCUUGACAGGAAUGAGAUCCCCAGGCCCAAAGCAGCGCCUAUAUUGCGAGCCCUGGGGACGAAGGCCCGACAGGUGUGUGAUAGGACCAACCAAAGGAACGCAGGGGUUGACGUUACUCGAUGGGGAAGAAUUCCAGCAGCCUGAACUCGAGAACACUGAGGCAGCAGAGGCCCAGGGGGAAGGGGAGGGACGGCAGGGAAUAGAUGGGGCCGCCGGCGUCGGAGAUUCAGGCAAAACCCCAGAACAGGACAAAGAACAAGCCUCUCAUGCAACAGUUGAGACGGCUUUAGCCAAUGGAAGCCAAGUGACGCAGCCAAAUAAGAACGAGAAGCCGGAACAACAGGAGCCGGAGAAUCUGGACGAAGAAUCUAGAGCAACAACACAGGAGGGACUACCAGGACAAAGCGGGUCAACUUCAAUUACCGGACAAUCCCGGAUGGAGAGUCUCCCGGCUAAACCCGCCUCACCAGGACAACACCUCACGCCAUUCAAGGAGGAGGAAAGAAGCAGGAGUCUCCAGGGGGGAGGAGUUGCCUCGGGUCAGGAGAAGAAGGAGGAGAACAAUGGAGACCAUAUGGGUGAUAAGAGUAAUAGCAGCGUGGCCGGCAUCGUAGGGGGCAGUUUAGUGACAACGGUGAUGUUACUGGCUUCAGGAUAUGGUUUGUAUCGGAUAUAUGGGAGAAGGAAAACAAGAAGAGGGCCCCAACUCCAAAGUAGGGCAGGAGGCCGAAUCAGGUAUCAAUUUCAGGACUAA